Molecule: messenger RNA, 1389 nt
Organism: Lottia gigantea (owl limpet)
Lineage: Eukaryota; Metazoa; Mollusca; Gastropoda; Lottiidae
Exons: 6
Coding region: 19-1038 (339 amino acids)
Source: RefSeq, a predicted model, not a curated record
UCUGAAGCUCAUUUAAAGAUGUGGUCCCAGAUAUCUUUCAGAUUAUUAGCCGUGGUGUGUGUUAUUUCGCUUUCUACAUCACAUAUAAUUCCUAUUGUUCCUUUGGUCAACCCGUUAAUCCGCAAUGCCAUCAUCGGUCGACAGAUUAUUGGCCGACAGAUCCUCGGACAACAGCUGCUGGGCCAACAACUUGUCGGACGACAGCUUCUCGGGGCAGCAGCCCUUCAGCAGGGGCAGAUGUUAGCCGUUAACCAUGCACUCGGUGCUAACGCUGCCUUAGCAGGUGCAAAUGCCGCAAGUGGUGCAGCUGCUGCUGUUGGUGCAAAUGCUGCAGCUGCUGGUGCCAAUGCUGCCACGACUGCUGCCGUAGGUGCUGCAACAGUCGCUGGUGCUAUCGGUUCUGGUGGUAUACCCGGAAACAUGGGUUUAGCCGGAAACGUGGGUAUACCCGGAAACAUGGGUUUAGCCGGAAACCUGGGUUUAACCGGAAACGUGGGUGUGGCUGGAAACAUGGGUGUGGUCGGAAACAUGGGUGUGGUCGGAAACAUGGGAUUGGCUGGCAAUACCAUGACAGUGAAUAAUGUGGCUACUAUACCUGCUGGAGUUACCAUCACCAACACCAAUCCUACUCAAGAUCUUGGAGUUUUCACAACUGGAGGAUCAGCUGGUGCAGUGAUUGGAACUGGAUCGAUGAUCAACGGCGGAUCGAUGAUAAACGGUGGAUCUGUGAUAAAUGGUGGAUCAGUGAUAAACGGCGGAUCAGUACUUAACACCGGAUCAAUUAUUGGAAGCGGAUCAGUGAUGGGUGGUUCUAUAACCGGAACUGACGCAGGGGAAGUCUUAGAUUUAACAGGUCAAGAGAAGAUCGGUGAAGUACUAUCAACCGUGAACGGUUUGGUAGCGAUUAAUGUGAACGCUCAGAUGAUUCUAGGCGAGGUCGUGGAUCGUGGAGUUCAGGGUAUGUUCGUUGUUAAUAACGGAGCCACCAUUGGUCGAGUUAUUUUGGAUAACGCUAGUACAAUCAAUUAUAGAAUAUAAUUUACAUCAAUAUAUCAACGGUUCAUUGACUCCAUAAAUACCUCAUAGAGAAAGAUGGAACGUGAUAAACAUUUGAAAUUUUGAAUUUGAUUUUGAUUGGACCCCGAGGGACUUGACGUCAUAUUGAAUUAAUGACGUCAUUUAAUAUCUCACCUUCCCUGUUUAAGUAGUCAAUGGACUGAACGUGACGUCAAAGGCAGGGCAUGCUAACUGUAACUUAUUAAUAUUGAAAUACUAAAAUUAGCUGGACUAAUACCCUAAGAGCAGAAUUCAAAGUGACUCUACACCCGAUUAUUUUGGGGGAUUAUUUAAUGAGUGUUUUUAUUUGUAAUAAAUUAUUUUCUUAAAUUU